Messenger RNA from Carica papaya (papaya), 1951 nucleotides. RefSeq names its product cytochrome P450 84A1-like. The record is from RefSeq and is a predicted model, not a curated record. Gene Ontology annotation, molecular function: heme binding; iron ion binding; monooxygenase activity. Lineage: Eukaryota; Viridiplantae; Streptophyta; Magnoliopsida; Brassicales; Caricaceae.
AUCCCAACUUCAUAGCUAGCAACAAUUCAAGAGUUGCAGAGUAGCAAAUUAUAUUCAUCCACUAAAGCAUCCAUAGAUAUAGGCUGAAGCUUUUCGAUCCUUCUUCUCUCUCUCUCUCUCUCUCUCUCUCUAUAUAUAUAUAUAUAUAUAUAUACACACACACACACACACACACAAAUAUACAUACAGAAACGAAAAUGGAUUCUCUAUUAUGAGCAUUAAAGCAGCAACCAGUUGCCAUGGCUUUCUUCUUCGUCGUCCCGUUACUGUUAGUCUUAGGACUUAUCUCACGUAUCCGGCGAAAAUUUCCAUUCCCACCGGGACCCAAAGGAUUACCUCUUAUCGGCAACAUGAUGAUGAUGGACCAGUUAACACACCGAGGACUCGCCAAGCUCGCUAAACAGUACGGUGGUCUGUUUGGCUUGCGCAUGGGGUUCUUGAACAUGGUGGCGGUUUCUUCUCCGGAGGUGGCUCGCCAGGUGCUCCAAGUUCAGGACAAUAUCUUCUCCAAUCGCCCGGCCACCAUAGCCAUAAGCUAUCUCACUUAUGACAGAGCUGAUAUGGCGUUUGCCAACUACGGCCCGUUCUGGAGACAGAUGCGUAAGAUUUGCGUCAUGAAAGUUUUCAGCCGCAAGAGGGCGGAGUCGUGGGCGUCAGUGCGGGAGGAAGUUGAUAAGAUGGUUAGAACCGUGGUUGCCAACACCGGCAAGACCGUGAACGUCGGUGAACUCAUCUUUUCCUUGACCCGUAAUAUUAUUUACAGGGCAGCGUUUGGAUCCUGCUCCGAAGACGGCCAAGACGAGUUCAUCAAAAUCAUGCAGGAGUUCUCAAAGCUUUUCGGCGCGUUUAACAUCGCUGAUUUCAUUCCAUAUCUCGGGUGGGUCGACCCGCAGGGUCUCAACACCCGACUCGUGAAUGCUCGUCGUUCUCUCGACGGUUUUAUCGACAGUGUCAUCGACGAUCAUAUCCAGAAGAGGAAAAACGUCAACAACCUUCCUUCCGAUGACGCUGACAAUGAUAUGGUCGAUGAGUUGCUUGCGUUUUACAGCGAGGAGCCUAAAGGAAACCAAUCAGACGAUGUACAGAACGUCAUCAAAUUUACCCGAGAUAACAUCAAGGCCAUCAUCAUGGAUGUAAUGUUUGGUGGAACAGAGACGGUGGCUUCAGCCAUAGAGUGGGCUUUGGCGGAGCUGAUGCAUUGCCCGGAGGAGCUGAAACGGGUCCAGCAGGAGCUUGCCGACGUCGUUGGUCUUGAUCGGCGCCUGGAGGAAAAAGACAUAGAGAAGCUCACCUACCUCAAGUGUGUCAUUAAGGAGACCCUGCGGCUCCACCCGCCAAUUCCUCUUCUCCUCCACGAGACCGCCGAGGACACCGACGUCGCCGGCUACCUCAUCCCCAAGAAGUCGCGCGUGAUGAUCAACGCCUGGGCUAUCGGCAGAGAUCCCACCUCAUGGGAUGAACCGGACUCAUUCAAACCUUCCCGAUUCCUGAACCAGGGCAUGCCCGACUUCAAGGGCAGCAACUUCGAGUUCAUCCCGUUCGGAUCGGGCCGGAGAUCAUGCCCUGGGAUGCAGCUCGGACUGUACGCUUUGGAGCUGGGAGUGGCGCAUUUGCUCCACUGCUUCAGCUGGUCGUUGCCCGAUGGAAUGAAACCGAGCGAACUCGACAUGAGUGAUGUGUUCGGACUCACCGCGCCCAAGGCCACUCGACUCAUGGCCGUACCGAGUUCCCGCCUGAUCUGUCCUUUGUAUUGACCGGAGAAAGAAAUGGGAUUCAUGUGGGGGAAUCGUGGUAAUGCGUGUGUGGAAGGUGAGUUUCCCAGGAGAAAAUGUAAAAAUUGAGUGGAAGAAGAAAAAUCACGUAUAGCAGUGGAGCAAUACGACGCUGUUUAUGAUUUGGUGGAUCUUGUAGAGAUAAACUUUGUUGAGAAUAAAUUUUCAUUUGUAAUCAA